Rattus rattus (black rat) is the source of this 4436-nucleotide messenger RNA. RefSeq names its product round spermatid basic protein 1 (gene Rsbn1). The coding region runs from base 1 to 2388 and encodes 795 amino acids. Lineage: Eukaryota; Metazoa; Chordata; Mammalia; Rodentia; Muridae. The transcript is spliced from 8 exons. The record is from RefSeq and is a predicted model, not a curated record. Gene Ontology annotation, cellular component: nucleus.
AUGUUCAGGUCUACGAGAACGACCGAUCAGUGGAGGGCGGGGGAGAGACUCCAAUGCCCAGCGGGCCAUGCGCGGGCGGCGCUUGCGCGAACCGCGGACGGGGGGGCGGUCGGGCCAUUUAAAUGUGUGUUUGUGGGUGAAAUGGCUGCGCAGGUCGGAGCGGUUCGCGUAGUACGGGCGGUGGCGGCGCAGGAGGAGCCGGACAAAGAGGGGAAGGAGAAACCCCAUGUUGGGGUUUCGCCGCGGGGAGUGAAGCGGCAGCGCCGGGUGAGCAGCGGGGGUUCUCAGGAGAAGCGGGGGCGGCCGAGCCAGGAUCCCCCUCUCGCUCCCCCUCAUCGGCGGCGUCGUAGCCGCCAACAUCCCGGGCCGCUGCCUCCAACGAAUGCCGCCCCAACCGUCCCGGGCCCUGUUGAACCUCUGCUCCUGCCGCCGCCGCCGCCUCCGUCGCUGGCACCGGCCGGGCCCGCUGUCGCUGCCCCGCUCCCGGCCCCAGGCACCUCGGCCCUCUUCACCUUCUCGCCCCUGACUGUGAGCGCGGCCGGGCCCAAGCAUAAGGGCCACAAGGAGAGGCACAAGCACCAUCACCACCGCGGCUCCGAUGGUGACCCCGUCGCCUGCGUUCCGGGCGAUCUCAAGCACAAGGACAAGCAGGAAAACGGCGAGAGGAGCGGAGGGGUGCCUCUGAUGAAGGCCCCCAAGAGAGAAACAGCAGAUGAAAAUGGUAAAACCCAGAGAGCUGAUGAUUUUGUCUUGAAGAAAAUAAAGAAGAAAAAGAAAAAGAAACACCGAGAAGACAUGAGAGGAAGACGCCUUAAAAUGUACAAUAAGGAAGUACAAACCGUCUGUGCUGGCCUGACCCGCAUCAGCAAAGAAAUUCUCACCCAAGGACAGCUAAAUAGCACUUCAGGAGUUAAUAAGGAGUCCUUCAGGUAUUUGAAGGAUGAACAGCUGUGCCGAUUAAAUUUGGGCAUGCAAGAAUAUCGGGUGCCCCAGGGAGUACAGACACCUUUUACAACGCACCAAGAACAUUCUAUUCGCAGAAAUUUCUUAAAAACAGGUACUAAAUUUAGCAACUUUAUUCAUGAAGAACACCAGUCCAAUGGUGGUGCUCUUGUCCUUCAUGCAUACAUGGACGAACUCUCAUUUUUGUCUCCAAUGGAGAUGGAGAGAUUUUCUGAGGAGUUUCUUGCUUUGACAUUCAGUGAAAAUGAGAAAAAUGCUGCCUACUAUGCUUUAGCAAUAGUGCAUGGAGCGGCUGCUUAUCUCCCAGACUUCCUGGACUACUUUGCUUUUAAUUUUCCCAACACUCCAGUGAAAAUGGAAAUUUUGGGCAAGAAAGAUAUUGAAACAACCACCAUUUCAAAUUUUCAUACUCAGGUCAACAGGACAUAUUGCUGUGGUACCUACCGAGCAGGUCCUAUGCGACAGAUAAGUCUUGUUGGAGCAGUAGAUGAAGAAGUUGGUGAUUAUUUCCCAGAGUUCCUAGAUAUGUUAGAAGAAUCACCAUUUCUGAAAAUGACUUUGCCCUGGGGUACACUUUCCAGCCUCCAACUACAAUGUAGGUCUCAGAGUGAUGAUGGGCCUAUAAUGUGGGUGAGGCCAGGAGAGCAGAUGAUCCCUACAGCAGAUAUGCCAAAGUCACCCUUCAAAAGACGACGAUCAAUGAAUGAAAUUAAAAAUCUCCAGUACCUACCUCGGACAAGUGAACCCCGAGAAGUCCUCUUUGAAGAUAGGACAAGAGCUCAUGCUGAUCAUGUAGGUCAGGGGUUUGACUGGCAGAGUACGGCUGCUGUUGGGGUUUUGAAGGCUGUACAGUUUGGUGAAUGGAGCGAUCAGCCUCGCAUAACCAAAGAUGUGAUUUGUUUUCAUGCUGAGGAUUUUACUGAUGUUGUACAGAGACUUCAGUUGGACCUUCACGAACCUCCAGUUUCCCAGUGUGUUCAGUGGGUGGAUGAAGCAAAACUAAACCAAAUGAGGCGAGAAGGCAUUCGCUAUGCUAGAAUUCAGCUUUGUGACAAUGACAUCUACUUCAUCCCUAGAAAUGUCAUUCAUCAGUUCAAAACAGUGUCAGCAGUGUGCAGCUUAGCCUGGCAUAUAAGGCUUAAACAAUACCACCCUGUUGUGGAAACCGCUCAAAACACAGAGAGCAAUUCCAACAUGGACUGUGGGUUAGAAGUUGACUCCCAGUGUGUGAGAAUAAAAACUGAAUCUGAGGAGAGAUGCACAGAGAUGCAGCUUUUGACAACUGCUUCAUCGUCUUUCCCACUUCAAUCAGAACUUCAUCUACAGGAUCUGAAGACCCAGCCUAUUCCAGUUUUCAAGGUGGAGAGCAGACUGGACUCUGACCAACAACACAGUCUGCAGGCACAUCCAAGCACUCCUGUGUGAUUAUAUCCGAUUUCCCCAUCUCCCACUUGCCAUCCAGCAGAUGCCAUCCUGUCAUCUAAGCUGGUCAUUACUAAUAAACAAGGAGACUGUCUCCUGACAGCCAGCACUGUGUAAUCACUCAGGAACCAGCGGAUCUGCAAAGACCUACAAUCAAACGCAAAUCUCCAUUUUCCUUUUACAAAACAUUCUACCCUCACCUCCAGUAUAAACAUAUUAAAAGAAUAUAAAAAUGUUGAAAAUCAUGUACUAAUGAAGUCAUUGUAUAUUAGAUUGCAAUAGAAUGGAAAGAAACAUUUAGCUAGUAAUGUAUCUGGAAACCCUGAAUGUCCUAUGUGAGUAUUAGAUUUUGAUAGCAUGCUUUAAAGACUGAUGAAUAUAAAAGCAGAAGCUUUGAGUUUCUUGCUGCUUUCAAAACUAUGUCCUAGUUGAGUGAUACAAAUGAUGGCAACUUUUCUAAAUCAUUAAACUAUCUGGUUGGUGGGGUGAGGCAUGCAACAGCCUGGCAUCCUCUGGUUUGAAAAGUAGCGGUGGCAUUGAAGUUGUAACUGCAAUGGAAGCUGAUCUUCCUUUCUGGUAUGUUAUCUGUUGUGCCAACCCUUGAGAUUACUUGCAGAAUGUGGCUAUACAUUUUAGUACUUUGUGGAUCAGAGGGAUAUUUUAAAAAUAUGCUAAUCGAAAGGACCUAAUAAAUUAUUAUUCCUAGCAGCAAAUAGAAUGAUUUUUAUGGUAACUGUUAAAAGGAUAAAUGUCUUCCCCUGUCCCAGAGGUCAUUCUAUAAUAAUCAGGAUAGGAUAGGAGUUAGGGUUACGAUUCUGAGAGGUGUCCCAAAUUCAUAAAGCAAUAAUAACCUGUAUAUUGGUUCCCUCUUCCAAAGUUUAACUCUUGAAAAAUGAACUCUUAGGCUUAAUUGUACUUUGCUUAUUCAGUACUUACAAAUUUUAUUGGUACAUUAUUUUUAUUGUAAGACUUUUGGAAAGUGCCCUGUACCCUCAGAAACAGUUGGACUAUCAGUUCACAAAUACUACAAGCUCUUGUAUGGGGAAAGGAGCUUAUUUGAAAUCAUUUGCUAAACUUUAGGAAACGAUGUAUCAGUCUUAACAGGCAUAAAGAUCUCACCUAAUGACUUGAGAAACUUUUGCUUAUUGCUUCCCCCCCUGUAUAAAUAUUGUCUAGAAGGAAAGUUAAUAUAGGAACAAGACUUCAAAAUCCACAAAAAUAUGUUCCUAGUGAAUAUAUCCUUUAUCAUUAAUAUUAACCCAUUAUUUUUUCAUCUGUAUUUGCCUUUUAAAUUUAUUUGCAUCAUUAAGGAUAAUUAGAAUUACUGUUUGUUUUUCUAAUAAAUCAGUUCCAUCCUUUCAGUAGCACAUGCCAGAGGUUCACAUUUGUGCUAAGUUUUGUGUUUUCAAGACAGUCUGUAGCCGUACUUACUGGUCAUGCAAGUAGAGGAGAUACACAACACCAGUGUUUUUCUUAAGUGCAUAAAGGACUUAUCCUCAUCCUGAAAGUCUGUUGCUUUAAAAGCAAGUAUCCAUAAUUAUUAUGGCCUUCCAUUUAAAAAAUCUUCAUAAAUUUUUUAGGAUCCACUUGUGCAUGUAGUUGAGACCACUGUCUCUUAAAAUAUAGCACUUUUCAAUUCUCUCUGAAGAAAUACUUAUGUACUACUAUCACACGUUGUAAAUUUUCAUGUAAUAGUGUUUUCUGUGACUAAACUUCAUUUUGAUUGGCAGCUAAGACUUUUUUUCCUGUGGCUUUAAUUUAUCUAAGAGGUCUUUGCAUAUAGAAAUGUUUAAUUUGCCUGGCGGACUAUUUGCGUUUGUGUGGCCUUAGUUUGUUUAUUGACAUUAACAAGUGUUUAAAAAGGUUUUUAAUGAAUAGUCUUAAAUCUAAAUUUGUGUGAAUAAUAAUUCUUUUAACACAGUGCUUUUUGUAGCUGUCUGAGUGUGUUAAAUUGUUAAGCUAUUUCUUUGUAAAGUAGGACAAUGGAAUGCAUAGGUUUUUUUUUUCCUGUAAAGUAUUUUUUUAAUAAACAAAGUCUGAUUUGUCCUUUA